This is a messenger RNA of Ochotona princeps (American pika), 3940 nucleotides long. RefSeq names its product serine/threonine kinase 11 interacting protein (gene STK11IP). Gene Ontology annotation, molecular function: protein binding. Gene Ontology annotation, biological process: intracellular protein localization. The record is from RefSeq and is a predicted model, not a curated record. NCBI's taxonomy places the organism in Eukaryota, Metazoa, Chordata, Mammalia, Lagomorpha, Ochotonidae. The transcript has 24 exons. Gene Ontology annotation, cellular component: cytoplasm. Bases 430 to 3624 code for a protein of 1064 amino acids.
UUCACUCGGCAAAGCGGUCAAGGUUUCCUAGGUGGCCUCGAGGGGCCGCCAUGGGGCAACAGGGAAGACCAAAGCUCCGCACCCCAGGAGCCGCCCCGCCGAAGGAGGAGCGGCCCGAGCCAGCCAGACCCGCCUCCCCGGACACGUCCGCGCGACUCGGGGCAUGUUUUUCCGGCUCGGGGAGCGUGCUUUUCCGGGGCGGGACUUCCUGGUCAUUCUGGCGCCCCGGCUGCGGAUCAGGUAGCAGGGUCUGCCAGGAGGUCGGUGUGGCCAGACGGGCCUCAGGCCCCAUGGAGAGGGCACUGCAGAGGACACCCGUUCUCGCUCGUCCUUCUUGAUCGUUUACGGACGCCCUGAGGUUUGGGCACUCCCCACCCCAGGGCUCUUCCACUUCCUCCUCGCAGGCUCCGCCCCCGGCGUCCUGUGGCCAUGGCGACCGCCCCGCGGGACUCAGUGGUGUGGAAGCUUGCGGGUCUGCUGCGGGAGUCGGGAGACGCAGUGCUGUCUGGCUGUAGCACGCUGAGCCUGCUCACAGCUACGCUGCAACAGCUGACACGCGUGUUUGAGUUGUACCUGGGGCCCUGGGGCCCGGGGCAGACGGGCUUUGUGGCUCUGCCCUCCCAUCCUGCCGACUCGCCCAUCAUCCUCCAGCUCCAGUUCCUUUUUGAUGUGCUGCAGAAGACACUGUCACUCAAGCUGGUCUACGUCCCUGGUCCUGGCCUCCCGGGACCCAUCAAGAUUUUUCCUUUCAAGUCCCUUCGACAGCUGGAGCUCCGAGGUGUCCCCCUCCACUGCCUGCAUGGCCUCCGCGCCAUCUACUCCCAGCUGGAGACCCUGAUUUGCAGCAGGAGCAUGCAAGCUUUGGAGGAGCUGCUGUCGGCCUGUGGAGGGGACCUGUGCUCUGCCCUCCCCUGGCUGGCCCUGCUCUCUGCUGACUUCAGCUACAAUGCACUGACGGCCUUAGACAGCUCCCUGCGUCUCCUGUCAGCUCUGCGCUUCUUGAAGCUGAGCCACAAUCAAAUCCAGGACUGCAAGGGCUUCCUCAUGGAUUUGUCGGAGCUCUACUAUCUGGACAUCUCCUACAACCGCUUGCAUUUGGUGCCAAGGAUGGGGCCCUCGGGAGCUGCCCUGAGGAUGCUGAUACUACGAGGCAAUGAGCUCCAGAGCCUGCGUGGCCUGGAGCAGCUGAGGAACCUGAGGCACCUGGAUGUGGCGUACAAUCUGCUGGAAGGACACAGGGAGCUGUCCCCUCUGUUGCUGCUGACGGAGCUCCGCAAGCUCUUCCUGGAGGGGAAUCCUUUAUGGUUCCACCCUGAGCACCGAGCGGCCACCGUGCAGUACUUGUCCCCGCGGGCCAGGGACACAACUUCUGGCUUCUUUCUUGAUGGUCGCGUCCUGUCAGCGAGGGACUUCCAGGCCCCUGCAUCCUCAGGGCUGGGCCCUCCUGCCACUCUUGUACCCUGGUCAGCAGGGAGUCUGACCGAAACCUCAGGUGGCCCUGAGCUGAGUGACAGCCUCUCCUCAGGGGGCAUUGUGCCCCAGCCCCCACUGCGGAAGGUUAAGAGCCGAGUGCGAGUGAGGAAGGCCAGCAUCUCCGAGCCCAGUGACACAGACCCGGAGCCGCGUACGCUGGACCCCUCCCCGGCCGAGUGGUUUGUGCAGCAGCACCGGGAGCUGGAGCUGCUCAACAGCUUCCGGGAGCGGUUCGGCUGUGAGUGGCUGCAGUACCGGAACCAUGUGGAGACCUCUGGGAGUGCCACGCCGGCUGCCUCCAAAGCUGAUGCCUGCAACAUGCCACCGCCACCGCCUCCUCGGGACUGCCCAGACCCAGAGCCUCUGCCCAGCCCUCCGCCCCCAGAGGAGGAAGCUGCAGGCACCGAGCUCUCCCCCCAAGAUAUGUUGGAGGAGGGAAGGUUGGGGCCGGAGCCACGGGAGGCAGAGGAGAGGGAGGAGCAGGAAGAAGAGGAGGAAGCAAAGGAGGAAGAAGAGGAGCAGGUACAGAAGGAAGUAGCAGCGGAGCUCUGCCGGCCCAUGCUGGUGUGUCGCCUGCAGGGCCCCGAGGGCCUGCGGGGCCAGGAGUGCUUUCUCCGGGUCACUGCUGCCCACUUGUUUGAGGUGGAACUUCAGGCAGCCCGGACUCUGGAGCGGCUGGAGCUGCAGUGCCUGGAGUCCGCUGAACUGGAGCCCGAGAUGUCAGCCCAGGAGGAGCCGGGGCCCGAGGGCUCAGGCCUGCUCCCUGGGGCGCCCAUCCUCCUGCUGCGCUUCUCCUACAUAUGCCCUGACCGGCGCUUGCGUCGCUAUGUGGUGCUGGAGCCCGAUGCCCAUGCAGCCAUCCAGGAGCUGCUUGCUGUUCUGACCCCAGUGACCGACAGAGCUCAGCAGCAGCUGCCUGGGGAAGCCAAGGAGCUGCCCAGGGGCAGAUUCCAGUGUCUGCGCUGUGGCAGGGAAGGUUGGAGGCCUCUGUGUGCAAAUACAGAAUCUCCUGCUGUGUGUCCAAACUGUGGCAGCGACCAUGUGGUUCUUCUGGCUGUGUCCGGGAGAAGCCCUGAUGACAGGGAGCAGAGCCAGGGACAGCAUUCGCCAGUUCCCUGUGAGUCCUCAAGCGCUGCCUGUGACGCCUCUGGCCACAGCGACCACUCUGCUGGGACUGCUGGCGACUCGCAUCAGGCUCCCAGCAGCUCCCACUCCCACAGCAGCUGGAGCCUCAGUCCCCCCCUCGAGCGCCAUGGCCUGCGCUCCGUGGACCACCGACUACGGCUCUUCCUGGAUGUUGAGGUGUUCAGUGAUGCUCAGGAGGAGUUCCAGUGCUGCAUCAAGGUGCCAGUGGUGUUGGCAGGUCUCACAGAAUUUCUGGGCCUUGUAGUUGUGUCCGAUCACAAGCUUUAUCUGUUGAAGGUGACAGGGGAGAUCUGCGGGCCUCCAGCCGGCUGGCUGCAGUCGACCCUGGCUGUUGCCCUGCAGGAUCUGAGUGGCAUAGAGCUGGGCCUGGCGGGGCAGAGCCUGCGGCUGGAGUGGGCAGCCGGGACCAGCGGCUGUAUGCUGCUGCCCCGAGAUGCCAGGCAUUGCCGGAUCUUCCUUGAGGAGCUGCUGGAUGUCUUGGGGUCUCUGCCCCCUACCCAGAGGAGCUGUGUCAGCGCCACAGAAGAGGAGGUGACCCCGCAGCACCGGCUCUGGCCACUACUGGAGAAGGACUGUUCCUCGGAGGGUCCCCGCUUCUUCUACCUUCGGGUGUUCCUGGUGGAAGGCCCCUCUCUAUGUCCUGUGUCUCUUCUGCUGACUCUGUCUACACUGUACCUGUUAGAUGAGGAUGCUGCAGGGUCCCUGGCAGAGCCCCCUCUUCCAACAGUUUCUGGCGAAGCCCCUGGGAAGGCCCUCGGGCCCUCCCUGCACGUGCGGGGCCAGCAGCCUCUAAGCAGUCUGAGUUCGGUGCUGCUCUAUCGUGCAGCCCCCGAAGCCCUGCGCCUGGUCUUCUAUGAUGAGGUGUCACGACUGGAGAGCUUUUGGGCACUCCGUGUUGUGUGUCGGGAGCAGCUGACAGCCCUGCUGGCUUGGAUCCGAGAGCCCUGGGAGGAGUUGUUUUCCAUUGGACUACGGAUGGUGACCCAGGAGGACCUUGACCGAUGAGACUCGUCCUCUGACCGUGGCUUAGACCUCAGGAGCCAUGCCAUGCCAUGGAUGGUGCUUCUCUGGCUUCCAGGCUCUGCUUGUGUACCCCUCUGGCCUCUGGGCCCCGGCCAGUGAGCCACCAGGUGGCACUGGGUGGAAGGGAAAGAGGAGAAGUGGUCUGGCCUCUGGAGUAGCAGGCCCAGGGCAUCCGGCCACAUGGCUGGGAGGAGCAUUCCUCCUGCACUUUUUCUCAGGUACUAAUAAAGUUGUUUCUAUCGCAGGUGUCUGUGGUGGUGCUUUGAUGUGUCACUCAUGGCCCAAUCAUUUUUCCCAA